AGAAAAAAAUUUUAGUGUAAUUUUUUGGUUAUUUGGUAUUUAAAAAAUAAAAAAAAAUUUGAGGUAAUUAUAAAAAAUAAUUUUGAAAAUUUUAAAAAUAUAAAAAAAUGGCUAUUGACACAACACUCGCACGAAUCGGUUUGACAUUUGUCAAUGCUGUGUUACAUUACAUGUUAUACAGAUUCGUUGUGUUCUUCAUAAUAACAACCAAAGACGGAGUUAUUAAAUUUUUAAAAAGCGUUUUCGAAAAUAAAUCGCAGAAACGAUCGAUCGGGACUUCUAGCAUCGAAUUGAUAACCCCCGCAAAUUCUCAAGCGAUAUAAUUUUUUUGAUACCGCGAUGUCUGAUCUUUUGAAUACAUUCACGACGACAAAUAGCAAUGACUUUAGAUGGCCUUACCAGAGACCGCUUUUGGCGAUACCGAGUCAACCACCUAAAUUUAUAAAUAAAAAUUCAAAUUUAUAUCAACCUCGAAUAGAUCCAGACGAAUGUAAAUGUAAUUAUCAUAAUAUUGAGACUGAUUUAACCAGAUAUAAAAAAUUAUUGGGUAUUGAACAUCAUCUUUGCAAUAAUGUCGUUAAAGUAAAUCGUGAAAUAACGAAAUUAGUCUCCAGUAUGUUAGAAAAUUAUGAAAACGAAGAUCAAGUUAUGAAAAGUGUUUAUCAAAUUGCUCAUGAAAAAGGCGCGCCGACAGAUUAUAGAUCACUGAUGGCAGCAGCUGAUUCGCCAGUCGGAUUCCCAAUAGAGCCAGAGGUUUUUGAGCUGAAAGAUGCGUACAGAGAUCCUACGAGAUUCAGAUUCAGUAAUAAUGAAAUACCUGACAUUCAGCCCGCGAAACCAAUCGAUUUCAAACGAGUGCCUGAAACUUUCGACAUGUGGAACAAACCGUUCAUUGGACGGUCCGAAUACAUGGACACCAUCAGCAAACUUGGGUCGAGUAAUUUGAAACACUACAAGCAGUACCUCGAGCCCUGUCCGUCUUCAAGACGUCGGUGGGGUGAUCAGAAUCUUUGAAAAAAAAAAAUAUAU
Microplitis mediator is the source of this 1029-nucleotide messenger RNA. RefSeq lists its product as uncharacterized. The transcript has 5 exons. The record is from RefSeq and is a predicted model, not a curated record. Bases 340 to 1014 code for a protein of 224 amino acids. Lineage: Eukaryota; Metazoa; Arthropoda; Insecta; Hymenoptera; Braconidae.